Cuscuta epithymum is the source of this 3554-nucleotide messenger RNA. The record is from the annotation of a GenBank genome assembly. Lineage: Eukaryota; Viridiplantae; Streptophyta; Magnoliopsida; Solanales; Convolvulaceae.
UAUUGUUUUGAUUCCAUCGUGGCUCCGUAGUCCAUACCCAAUCCAUAUAUCUCUCAAUUUUCCGAAGUAUUACUAAACCCCCAAAACUGUAUGUAUGACCACAGAACUAGAGAUAAAUGGAGGGAGAAGGCACAAGAGAAAACACCUGCUUCAUAUACAGCAGUAUCAUUUAUUUAUAUUUUCUUCUGUAGGAAUUUCAGUUUCUACGCACAUCAAAAAUAUUAAAUAUACAGUUAUACGCAUACAUUGCCUCGCUUUGUCGUACUGUCAUUGCAGAAGAUGUUGAUCGGAAGAAGUUUUACUGGUAUAGGGGUGGGGGUAUUUUCGUACAUAUUUUUUCUUCUGCUGAUGAUUGUAAAAAUGUGUCCCUUUGACGUCGAAAGUUUUUUUAUACGGAGUAUAUGGUUUUGUAAUAUUUUUUUGUAAAAAAAUUGGGGAAGGGAAUCAGGAAACAACAUGAUUUUUUUUCUGAAGGCUUUAAAGGGUGGAACAUGAAAAUGUAAUUGAAAUCACCCUCGAUUAAGCCAGCUGACAUGACAAUUUUAUAUUGCACAAACAAACUCUCCUCUAAGAUCAUCUUGUUCUAAUCCAAAAAAAAAAACUUGUGAUUGCCUUCUCGUAUGGUCGGAUGAGUGAGAUUUUGUUUAAAUAUUUGUUGUUCUGCCAAUAACUUCUUAAUUACCCAUCAGUACCAGUCAACAAAGAGAAGUUCUUCCUGUUUUCAUAGCCUUUUUUCAAGAUUUUCCAUGAUCUUGUUGACUGAUUUAUCAAUUUUUGUUAUGAAGGCCUGGGUUUUCUUCAUGUUUACUUGAUUCAGCAUCUGGGACGUGUUUAAAACUUAGUGGUUGAUUUUCCAUAGAAGCUGAUUUUAGAAUGGUGACGCAUUUUGCAGAUACAUACUGGUGUUUAAUAUUGAUUGAUAUGAUGGCUGGAUAGGCGUAUUCUAGUUCUAUUUAAGAGCCCCUAGUCGUCGCCGAUUGAACUAUAGCUGGCUACACCCCUUCAUUUCUGUGGUGGGUUGGAGCUAUGCAGGUUUGACAUAGAGCAAUGCAAAUUGAAUGAUGUGGUAGAGCCUAUUUUAUUGCAGUGGGUUAAGGCAAGGCUGUUAGGAGAGUAAUUUGAGGAAAAAUAUAUCACAUAUAUGGGUUUGCCUAAAGUAGCCUCCAAUAAUUAUGCAGAAGAAGUUGGCUCAUCUUUGAGCACACAUACACAAACACCCGCUAGAUUUGUAGCUGCUAGCAGCUGCGAUAUGAGUGGGAUGAUCAUCGGUCAACUAAACAGCCGAACACCCCCAACUGAUUUUUCUGGCGCUGCAUCAAGGGAGGUCAUAAAGCAUCCCGAUGUUCCCAGUAUUCGUAAAGAUGGUAUAAUUAGCAUGCAUAACUUGAGGAUUGGUUCUGCUGAAAAGGAUAGUCUCUUAGUUCGCAAUGUUGGAAGGGAACUUCACAACCCUGCUUCAAGGAUUGUUGGUUUUGAGUCAACAACUUCUAUCAAACCAGUCAGUUUGCACAGAGAAAACUCAUCAGAUGGUAUUAAUCCAUCUGCCAGGCUGGGCAUCACCAACAGAAUUCCAGAGACCAGCAGUUCUGCAGUUAGGAAACGAUUAUUGUCACCUUUGAAUGACAUGGUUCUUUCUGAUCACUUUAUUGGUGAGUCUUUAGAUAUUGGCGGUAGCACUAGCUUUGCGUGUACGUCUUAUAUAAAUAAUGACACCCAUAGCAUUUCCUUACAAGAGCACAAGAAAGCAAAUAUGAGGAGCUCAAACAACUUUGAAGUUUGGUCUACACCAUAUGCAUCAGGAAGAAAUAGCCCUCCAGCUGAAUAUUUUAAGACGAACUCCUUUAUGAUUACAGAUGGCCCCUUGUUUGAUGAUGAACAGCCACUCUCUAAGACUCUCUUUACCCCUGCCUCACUAAACUUCCAUGGAGGAAUGCCCAAAGUUUCGAUCCAAGAUGGAGGGAUAGACAUGAAGAAUACAAUUUCAUACUCUCCACCAAUGUCUCUAUCACCUCUUGGACCUAAUAGCUGUAGGAGAAUAAGAGAUUCCAAAUGGCAUAGGCAUGAGUGGAUGGAGUAUGAUGUUAAAGAGUCACUUGACAGGACUUUAUUAGAUACAUUGUCUUCUGAGAAAGAAGAUAAGUCCAGAAUGGGAAUCAAAAUAGAUUUAGAUGUUGAAGACUUUCCAAUGAACUUUGAGCAAUUUACUAUUGAUGGUAUGAAUACUAUGAGAGGAAAUUGUAGACCAAGUCCCAUCCAAACAAGUCAGCGUGCCAGGUUAGGUAGAUCACUAAGUGGACUCACUGUAAGAAGGUCAUUAGUUGGUUCAUUUGAGGAGUCAUUAUUUUCUGGACGUUUGGCACCAGAAACUGUUAGCCAGAAGAUUGAGGGCUUUCUUGCUGUUCUUAGUAUCUCUGGAGGGAAUUUCUCUCCACAUCCAAAAAAGCUUCCUUUUUCAGUAACAAGUGUGGAUGGUGGAAACUAUUUGGUAUAUUACUCAUCCAUACAUCUUGGAGGACAUUUAUCUACUACUGAGGGUAAAGUAUCUAAAAUGAAGAGAAGCCUUGGAAUUAAUGACUCUCAGAAGAAUUGUGGCCGUUUGCGUAUACCUAUGAAAGGGCGUAUUCAACUGGUUCUCAGCAAUCCGGAAAGGACUCCCAUUCAUACAUUUUUCUGUAACUAUGAUUUGACUGAAAUGCCAGCUGGCACCAAGACAUUUCUGCGGCAAAAGGUAACUUUGGACAUAGACAAAGGCAGCCAUAAGGAUGCUAAGGGAAAAAAUGAUGGAAGGCAACCACCACUUAUGAAGGAUGAAGAUUCUUUACAUUCUAGUGAUGGACAUGUACUACCAGAUUCUAAAAAAUCGAACCAGUCUAGUAGUGUUGUGAUGGAUGGCAUUGGUUGGCCUUUUGCUGGAACAGGCUGCAAAUCUGCUGAUUGUCCUUCAAAGGCAAAAGAUAAUACUACUGGUACUGGUGUCCUGCGCUAUGCUCUCCAUAUACGGUUCUUGUGUCCUUACUUGAAGAGGAGCUCUAAAACAGUUCUGAGGUGCAAAUCUGACCCUUCAUAUGUACCCACAAGAAACAACGCCGAUAUUGAAGGGGAUAGACGUUUCUACUUGUACAACGACAUGAGAGUCGUGUUUCCUCAACGUCAUUCAGAUGCCGAUGAAGGCAAGCUACACGUGGAAUAUCAGUACCCGUCUGAUCCGAAGUAUUUUGACAUCGGUGAAUGAAGGUGCUGCUCUACUUGUUGCCACACAUAAAAGGAGAGAUCAAAUUGAGUGCAAGGAGGUGCACAUCAUCUGAUUAACCAACUAUUUUCUUGUACAUAUCUAUUUCAUGUAGUUCCUACUUAUGUACUUGAUAGGGGGCCCAACCCCAUUUCACCUGUAAAUUGGUUUCAAUAAAUUCACCUCUUAGAAGUUGCACAUAUGUCCUUAUUGUUAUUGUGGAAUGUGGAGCAAAGGUUCUACUAAGCCAGAAUUGCCAAUAAACAAAAGUAAUUCAAGUUUCACACCUAUGAGAACAAAUUAGUCUGAACCCACUUCAGAAUGA